Molecule: messenger RNA, 741 nt
Organism: Recurvomyces mirabilis
Lineage: Eukaryota; Fungi; Ascomycota; Dothideomycetes; Mycosphaerellales; Teratosphaeriaceae
Exons: 2
Coding region: 1-741 (246 amino acids)
Biological process (GO): fatty acid beta-oxidation
Cellular component (GO): peroxisome
Molecular function (GO): delta(3)-delta(2)-enoyl-CoA isomerase activity
Source: RefSeq, a predicted model, not a curated record
AUGCCAGAGUCCAUAAUCGACGAGCAAGAUCUUGCGCUUGAUCGCCACGAUGGCAACGUCUUCGUCAUCACCAUGCGCAAGGCACCCGAGAACCGUAUCAACAGUGCAUAUGCUCAGAAACUCAUCGGUGCCUUCAACACAGCCAGAAAGAUACUAGGACCUGACAGUGAAGGUGCUGUGAUUACGAAAGGUAACGAUGCGAAGUUCUGGUGCACAGGUCUCGAGCUCGAUGAAUCAGACAGCAACCCAUUCGCAAACUCCGAAGGCUUCUUCCCACUCCUGGCAACUAUCGUGGACUUCCCAUUCCCAACUAUAGCACUCAUCACAGGCCAUACAUUCGGUGGUGCAGGCCCCUUCGCCCUGAGCCACGAUUACAGAGUCAUGAACAGCAAACGCGGCUACUUCUCCAUGCCACCUGUUAACCUCGGCCUUCAGUUCCCAGGUAUCGGCACAUUACCACGUAUGAAGCUCCGACCACAAGUCGCGAGAGCGAUGCUUCUCGAAGCGCAACGCUGGACUGGCCAGGAAGCGUACAAGGACGGUAUUGUAGAUGCUGUUGCUGAGCCUGACAAGAUGCUCGACGUAGCCUUGGAGUUGGCGAGGAAGUGGGCACCCAAAGCUAAGAUGGGUGUGUACUCUGCUCUGCGAAAUGAGCUUUAUGGUGAUGCAGGAAAGGCAUUCCGAGAGAUCAGUUAUGUACACGGCAGAGCUACAGGAUCACCUGCUAAAGCUAAGAUAUGA